Molecule: messenger RNA, 712 nt
Organism: Frankliniella occidentalis (western flower thrips)
Lineage: Eukaryota; Metazoa; Arthropoda; Insecta; Thysanoptera; Thripidae
Exons: 3
Coding region: 34-462 (142 amino acids)
Source: RefSeq, a predicted model, not a curated record
GUAUCCUUCCAGAGCUGCCUGCACACGCACACAAUGCAGUGGGAGCCAUACUACACGCCCGAGCAGUGCUUGAAGCGCAUUGAGGAAUGGCGCGGUCAGCUGCAAAUGGAGAAGAGGAGUAUAGUGCAGCGCCUGGUGCUCCUUGACUGUAUAGUCCAUUACAUGCAGGGAACCGACAAGCCGCCUACCCACCCCGAGGACCCCUUGAAGCCACCGCCUGGGCGCACUGCAGCUAGCAGUGGUGCCUCUGGUGCCUUCGGACCCGGACCCUCCCAUGCACCGGUAACCAGAGCCUCUGCGUCCACCGUGCGUGUUCCGCGCGUCGCCCUGCUGCGUGCAGCGGGAGGUGCCGGCGGCGCUGUGCGCGGCGCCAGUGCCGCUGCUUCUCCUGGUCGCGGAGCUGGUGCCCCACCGCCGCGUCGCACCACCGGGACCAGUGGACGCAGGCGCGACCAGUCAUGAUACACCGAAAAUAGCAGUGAACAUGUAAUUAAUUUCCUUUCACCACCUGCACCCACGUGCAGAAGGGCGAGCUCUCCGUGCGAGCGCAGAUCUCCAUUCGCUCUGAUUACCUGUUCAGCUUACCACUUCAGCUUACCUCAUUAAGGCCUUGCGAAUGUGUUGGCUACCGGGUCGGGUUUUCUCUCUCACACACUGACCUCGCUUGCAUCCAAACCAGGCUGUCGAGAAUAAACGCUUUGAAAGUGGAUGA